AUGGCAAUGGUAGUUAGCAGCUGGCGAGAUCCGCAGGACGACGUGGCCGGGGGCAACCCCGGCGGCCCCAACCCCGCAGCGCAGGCGGCCCGCGGCGGCGGCGGCGGCGCCGGCGAGCAGCAGCAGCAGGCGGGCUCGGGCGCGCCGCACACGCCGCAGACCCCGGGCCAGCCUGGAGCGCCCGCCACCCCCGGCACGGCAGGGGACAAGGGCCAGGGCCCGCCCGGCUCGGGCCAGAGCCAGCAGCACAUCGAGUGCGUGGUGUGCGGGGACAAGUCGAGCGGCAAGCACUAUGGCCAAUUCACCUGCGAAGGCUGCAAAAGUUUCUUCAAGAGGAGCGUCCGCAGGAACUUAACUUACACAUGCCGUGCCAACAGGAACUGUCCCAUCGACCAGCACCACCGCAACCAGUGCCAAUACUGCCGCCUCAAGAAGUGCCUCAAAGUGGGCAUGAGGCGGGAAGCGGUUCAGCGAGGAAGAAUGCCUCCAACCCAACCCAAUCCAGGCCAGUACGCACUCACCAACGGGGACCCCCUCAACGGCCACUGCUACCUGUCCGGCUACAUCUCGCUGCUGCUGCGCGCGGAGCCCUACCCCACGUCGCGCUACGGCAGCCAAUGCAUGCAGCCCAACAACAUCAUGGGCAUCGAGAACAUCUGCGAGCUGGCCGCGCGCCUGCUCUUCAGCGCCGUCGAGUGGGCCCGCAACAUCCCCUUCUUCCCGGAUCUGCAGAUCACCGACCAGGUGUCCCUGCUUCGCCUCACCUGGAGCGAGCUGUUCGUGCUCAACGCGGCCCAGUGCUCCAUGCCGCUGCACGUGGCGCCGCUGCUGGCCGCCGCCGGCCUGCACGCCUCGCCCAUGUCCGCAGACCGCGUCGUGGCCUUCAUGGACCACAUCCGCAUCUUCCAGGAGCAGGUGGAGAAGCUCAAGGCGCUGCACGUCGACUCGGCCGAGUACAGCUGCCUCAAAGCCAUCGUGCUGUUCACGUCAGAUGCCUGUGGCCUGUCGGAUGCCGCCCACAUCGAGAGCCUGCAGGAGAAGUCGCAGUGCGCGCUGGAGGAGUAUGUGAGGAGCCAGUACCCUAACCAGCCCAGCCGCUUCGGCAAACUGCUGCUGCGACUGCCCUCGCUGCGCACCGUGUCCUCUUCGGUCAUCGAGCAGCUCUUCUUCGUCCGUUUGGUAGGUAAAACCCCCAUCGAAACUCUCAUCCGCGAUAUGUUACUGUCUGGGAGCAGCUUCAACUGGCCUUACAUGUCCAUCCAGUGCUCCUAGACCUUGGGCGCUUCCCACCUGCCCCCGCCCCCCUAGAGACUCAGAGGACCUGCGGGGGCCAUGGACUCCAAAGCCUCCGGGACAGCAGGCGGCUGAUGCAGGGUGCGGCAGGCCAGGCAGGCCUGGCAGGGGGGAGG
Molecule: messenger RNA, 1409 nt
Organism: Diceros bicornis minor
Lineage: Eukaryota; Metazoa; Chordata; Mammalia; Perissodactyla; Rhinocerotidae
Gene: NR2F1
Product: nuclear receptor subfamily 2 group F member 1
Exons: 3
Coding region: 1-1272 (423 amino acids)
Biological process (GO): positive regulation of transcription by RNA polymerase II; cell differentiation; negative regulation of transcription by RNA polymerase II
Molecular function (GO): RNA polymerase II cis-regulatory region sequence-specific DNA binding; nuclear receptor activity; zinc ion binding
Source: RefSeq, a predicted model, not a curated record